UAGCGCUAGUCACCGGCAGUGCUCCUAUGGUCGAUUUCGGCAAUGAGGCACGGAUGCCCAUGCGGCAAUCGGCUUGCGCAGGUAUCCAAUACUGAUCCGAGCCUCAUAAUGGAUGUCGGGGCAAAUGUGUGGCCAUAAACACUGUUUCAGCCCAUUCGCAAGCAACGAUCUUCCCUCGCCCGCUUAGAUGGUACUCUAGCACCUGAUGGGCUUGAAAAUUCAUUUUCUGGAUAGACAUCCCGCUCCUGGCGAGACGACAUUCUCACGAAUAUGUCGCUGGUGCUAUUGCCGCAGGAGUUGCUCCUUACAGCGUUGGAUAGUCUGGACAUCGAGGAUCAGUGGAGCUUGGGGUUGACUUGCAAGCAGCUAUUUUCCCGUAUUGCUUACUCCGAUCAGUGUUGUCGCCAACUACUAGGCAACACGCUUCGAUAUUCGGAAGACUUCCGAAGAGCCGUGGCAUCUGGGGCUUAUGCUCACACGUGGCGCUGUCUAGUCAAGCGGCGUCGCGCCGUGAGGGACGCCAAGCCAUACCAGGUUGCACUGGUCAAUGUCCCGGGAUCGUUCACCCUAUCCAACGACGCCCUCAUCUCUUGUCGGGGGAGAUGGGUACACGUGCUAUUGUUCGAUAGCUCAGGAAGCCGGAACUUACGCUUGGACGCCUUUGCCUUGCUCAAACAGGCCCUCCCUUCUAUCCCCUGCUGCAAGGUCGACAAGGUUAAUGUUCUGCACCAAGCGUAUGGUAUCGUCACGCUCCUCUACCAGCUCGGAGACAGCGAAAUGCUGAUCCUGUUUUGCGACCCCGCAAAGAGCAUUAUCCUAGGAUACCGAAGCUUCUUCGACUUUAUGAGUUUGUUUGUCCGAAAUGAUAGCAAGUAUCUCUACUGCGGACAUUUCAGGAGCGAGGAUGACUCUGGCCCACGAUGGAAAGUCCAGUGUUAUAUUCUAGCAGAACGCCGCUGGCUGAACACGGUGCAGCUAGGUCCGCAUUUCGCCGGGUGCGACCCGGACAAGACCGUGUGUUUCGAGAUAUUUGACGGGCACCUGUACGGGGCGACCUCUCGGUCGGUAUAUCUCGGGCCGUAUACAUAUAAUGUGACCCAAGGUCAGUAUCGGUGUGUCCAGGUGAUCGCGCGCGACUCCUUGCACGUGAAGGAGGUAGGAGGGAACUUCAAGGGCGGAAGGCUACCCGUGCUUUGCGAAUUCGACCGUAUCAUGCUCAACCGGGACGAAAAGACAGGCGCUGUCUUCUUCCAGAUGUGCCGCAUGAGCAUGUCGAGCGAGUUUUCCCUGGAUUGGAGCUAUAAGCAAUUUAUCUGCCCAGGCAGCGCCUCGGCAUCAGACGACUUCGACCUGUUGUCGUGGAGCCCACCUCCGCCAAUAGUAAAGGGCUCCUACAGCCAAGGCUACGAUGCAACCUCCGGAGAUCUUAUCGCCUCGCAGUACGAUACCGCUAGUAGUGUGUCCAUCGACUUGAUUCGUCGGCCGGUGAAUGCCUCGCGACGAGGGCUCAUUCUUCGAGCCCAACGCAUAGUCGAGCGGCCACGAACCAAGCACGACCCAGCCAACGAAGUCACUCUCGACAAAGCGGAUAUGCUGAGCAUUUGUUGUCCAUGGCUAAAAAUCUGGAAAGAGAGCCUCCCGGCCCAUCACACCAACUCGCUGUACGCGACGCACACCACCAAACACGCUUGGAAUGGCAAAGUCUUCGCCAUGGAGUAUUGGGCGGAUGAAAGCUCCUGUACAUCAGUGCUUAUCAUGUCUUUUGACCCGUCUAUCCGAAUAAAGGCGACGCCGCGACGCCAGGGACAGCCUGCGCGAGGCAUAGGCGGAGGUAGCUCGUGGGCGAGGCAGUGCGACUUUCCUACUACGUCGAAUUGUUCUUUGACGUAGCAAUAUGCCAAUAUAUGAUUCUGUCGAGAUAGUGUUGGAUAAUCGUGCACAUCGAGCCUAUGGAUAAACUAUACACGACUUGAUAUACGAUGGCUUCGCAUCUAUCACGAAGAUUCUACACCACUAUCAGCCUUCCCCUUAGCGGAGUCGAGAAGGGCAUUCUAAUCGCUCCCUAGGAAUGUUUUCUUAUUAAGAGCAUGUGUUGAGCAGACUGUGAGAGUUGAAAGUAAAAGUAUCUGGGAUUUAUCACUCCUGAACCUAGUAUGGCUUCUACAUCAAUCCUGGCUACCUUCUGGGCAUAUCCUUGCUCUUGCGUCGGUACAAAUACCCACCACUAGAAGUCCCCCGAUGCAGUUUCAUGCUGUAGGUCUCCGUUAGAUAUAACAUCCCUAUAUUUCAGCCCAUGGUUUCAGCA
Emericellopsis atlantica is the source of this 2305-nucleotide messenger RNA. RefSeq lists its product as uncharacterized. The record is from RefSeq and is a predicted model, not a curated record. Bases 271 to 1890 code for a protein of 539 amino acids. Gene Ontology annotation, molecular function: protein binding. Lineage: Eukaryota; Fungi; Ascomycota; Sordariomycetes; Hypocreales; Bionectriaceae. The transcript has 2 exons.